GUGUCGACCCGAGGAGCUGCCGAGAGAGGAGCGGCGGAAUGAUGUAUGAUACGCGUUGACGACUGUUAUCAUGACCACCACCGUGGCGAUUUCCCUCGGUUAGGAGAGGAGAUCCGAUCGAGAGAGCGCCGCGCCAGAUCGCGCCGUGCCACCGUUAUCGUACCGUGCCGUGCCGUUCCGGAGGAGGCGGUGAUCGGCGGUGAUCGGCGGUGAUCAGCGAAGGAGCAGCCGGAGCGGAGCGGAGCGCGAGGGGCCUUAUGUCAAGUCGGCGACGACGACGAGGACGAAGCGCGUCAACAUGAAGAAGUUGUUUUCUAAGAUCGACAACACGUCGAAGGAGCCCAACAGUUAUCUGGGCAAGGUGUUCCUGGUGGGCCGUCACUCGGUCACCGUCGAAGAGGUUUUGGCGGAAGGAGGAUUUGCCAUUGUAUUUUUGGUCAAGGGUUCGGGUGGUGGGCGAUAUGCGCUCAAACGGAUGUACGUCAACAAUGAACAUGAUCUCAACGUGUGCAAGAGAGAAAUCCAAAUUGCUAGCAACUUGAGCGGUCAUAAAAAUAUCAUAGGCUAUGUAGAUAGUAGCAUAACUCAUACUGGUGGAGGAGUACACGAACUUCUACUUCUGAUGCCUUAUUGUAAAUCCCAAGUUCUUCAAAUGAUGAAUAACAGGUUGCAAACAGGUUUCACUGAGGCAGAAGUUCUGCAAAUUUUUUGUGAUGUAUGCGAAGCAGUGUCUCGAUUGCAUCAUUGUCAAACUCCUAUAAUUCACAGAGAUCUCAAGGUUGAAAAUAUACUGCUCGCCGACAACGGUCAUUAUGUUCUGUGCGACUUCGGAUCUGCGACGGGAAAAAUUCUCAAUCCCAGCGUUCACGGCGCCACGAUAGUCGAGGAGGAAAUAAAGAAAUACACCACGUUAAGUUACAGAGCGCCCGAAAUGGUCGAUAUGUAUUGCGGAAAACCUAUCACCACGAAAGCGGACAUAUGGGCUUUGGGAUGUCUUCUGUAUAAACUUUGCUUUUUUACAUUACCGUUCGGCGAGAGCACGCUUGCUAUACAGUCGGGAAAUUUUACAAUACCAGAUAAUUCAAGAUAUAGCAAAGCUCUCCAUUGCUUAAUUCGAUACAUGCUUGAGCCAGAUCCCGAUCUACGUCCUGAUAUCUAUCAAGUUUCCGCUGUGGCUUUUCAAAUUCAAGGCAAAGAGUGUCCUGUGCAAAACCUACAUAAAGUCCCGACACCAACAAUCGAAUCCUUACCGUGUCCGCUCAUGGAAUCCGAGAAUGUUAAAAGAUCGACAUCUGUGAAAACUCCAAAGCCGGCGCCUUUAGCGACGCCAGUUGAAGGCACAUCGGUGACGCCUAGGCAGAGACCGAAAGGACAAGCUGUCAGCACAGGACCGAUCAGUUUGAGCGGUCAAAUCGUCGGUCAAAUAUCAGGCCAAGGAAAUCAGACGCAAACUACGCCAGGAAAUUCUAUUCCUUACACUCAAGUAUCGCCGCAGAUUUGCACUCCCAGUCAGAAUGUUCCCUUCAGCCAGCCACAAGGACAACCGUCGCAAAGCCCGAUGAUCAGUCACUCUCCUCUAACUCAACAGUCUCCCGUGACUGUGCAAGACAAAAGCGCGUUUUAUUUCGACUCGAGGCAACAUGAUGCAAGAGCAACGACAAACGUGAACGAACAAAAUUUGGAGGCCUUGUUCCCGCCAUCAGGAUAUCCAGAUCCAUUUAAGGAUGAUGCAAGAGCGAUGCCGCCACCUGCCAAGAUACCACCUCCCGUUGCUCCUAAACCCGGCAAAAUCCUUUCGAAGUUAUCUAAUCCUAGUUACACACCGUCAUCGAAAUAUCCACCAGUUGCUUCUUUACCAUCAAAAUUAUCAAUUCCGUCGGGGCCUAACAAAGCGACUCCAUCGACCGUGACACCACCAGCUCUACCGAAACCGGUUAACAAAACUGAGAGUUUAAGUCAAAACAUAAGUUCAAGCAUAUCUCCUCCCGACAGUCCGACAUUGUCAUCCUCGCGACACCGGAGGAACGUCAGUGACACGAGUGCUUUCAAUAAUGGCCAUUUCGAUGUUCACAGAGCGUUUGCGACCGAAACCACCCAGUUUUUAGCGCCAUACGAGGCUUCAGUCAAACCACGUGUCGACGACACAACCACACCUCCGGAACUACCAGAUAUAAGGCCUUGUAUAGCAACUAGUGCCUCGCAUGUACGUGUUGGCGAACUUUCAAGCCUAAUGGGAUCAGAGGGAAAAUCAUUGAGUUCGGACGUAGCCGCGUGGAAUCCGUUCGAGGAUGUACAGCCUUUCAAUCAGUUGACGGAAGAUCAUAUCUUCGGUGCUGAAUUCGACAAGAUAAGAAGAGGAAGCAAUACCAGUAUCAGCGGAGUGAAGAGCCGCGAAAGCCUUGUUAUGACAUAUACAGAGUUACCGGAAGAUCCCUUUGAAUCUGCACCAUUUAGCCUGCCAACAGGGAAAAAGAAUAAAAUUGGAUCAAAGACUGCUGCUAUUGCUGGAGGAAAAUCAACGAACGGUAAAGCGAGAGCGCCUUUGGCACAGUGGAAUUCCGGAGUUGAACACGGUAGUAAUGGUUGUGGGAUUGACGAUGAAGCGUCCCUGAUCACGGAAUCCAGUCCGGUUUCGCCGCCGUUCGUUCGCGCACCGGCCGAAGAUCGUUCCAAGUACGAAAAGCUGGCGUUCAACGCCGACGAAGUGUCCAGUGACAGUGACAAAGGCGCAAAAGAGGCUAAAGAACGUGCGAAGAAAGUGAAAAGAAGGCGUGUGAAGAACGUGUUGAGUCGCAAGAGGCGAGUUGCGGCAGCGCAACAUGAGAAUGCAGAUAGCACUAACACCACAAACGUGGAGUACGAGUCGGACGACUCGAUCGGCUCGGCAAGCGAUCUGCGCGCGAUGAACGACGAGGAAGAGGGCAACGACGGCGAGGAAAACGAUGACGAUGACGGCGACGACCACAGGAAGCACAGCGAGACUAUUUCGGAUGUGCGCACGUGCGGUAGUUCGGCGUAUCAUGCGGAAUGCGAAUCCGUGGCGACGCACGAGGACGAUUACAGGACGAAGAGGCCAAGGAGACACCACUAUCGCCAGCAGGAGCAGCAGUUGCCGACUAUCGAUGCAGAUCCGAUUGUCGGCCAUCAGUACGGCGAGAAACCGCUACUACUGGACGACGAACUUGAUCCCGAAUCCAAGCCAGAACAGUCACACGGAGAUCCCUUCGUCCGACUUCAGUACAGCUCGAAGCCGUUGCUAUUCAACAACGGUGACAGCUCGUCUGAUGACAACGACAAGUCCAAAUCACUGAAUGGUAUCUGGAAGGUGGAAGACGACGUGUUCGCUAUGGCACCCUUUCCGAGAUCCAGUAGUUCGAGAAAGAGCAGCGACAGUCGUGAGAGUGAGACCAAGAACAUCGAUCCGAGCAGCACGAGAAAUUCGCCUCACGCUUCGAAUCUGGUGACGCCGAUCUCCAGCUCGCCCAUACCAGCGGAAGUGUUCGUAGACGUUGCGGAAAGUAAAGCGACACCGCAGCCACCGAUUAAACCUGCCGUGUCUAACAAGUAUUCCAAAGGUAUUGUGAACAACAACAAGAUUAUUUACGAAGAACCAUCGUCGUUUUGUCAUCAAUCGAAUAUGCAGGUCUCACCAAUCAAAAGCAGUCCGCACGUGAGUAUCGUAGAGGAGGAGGAAGAGGAAGAGGAGGAAGACGAGAACACUGAGAAGGAUCUUUUCGGCUCUUCUCCGUUCAGUCCCAGCGGAUUUACCAAUCCCUUCAACAGCAUUCAGUCCGGUUACGCGAGCAUGGACGCGCCGACUCAGCCGAUAUCGACGAUUCUGAGUCCAGCAGCUUCUACCUCGUACAUCGACUACGUUAAUCUGCAAUCCCAUAACGUGAUGCCGGACAAUUAUUACGCUAGGCAUUCGAAUAUAGUCGCGUCUACCUCGAAGUACGGCAUGGUGACGGUAAACUCCGAUCCGGCAGUCAGUCACGAACCUUCGAAGGAUCUCUUCGGAUCCAUUCCGUUCGAAGAAUUCGCGUCGUUGAAGAUCAGUGAGCAACAACAGCGUCCGACGUCUCUGUCCCUGUCGCAGUCGCCAAAUUACAUAAAUAAUAUCGCUUUGGCGACAACGUUGCCCGUUAGUAGCAGCGUCGUGCAGUCUCCAAAAAAUACCGUCGUACACCUGACACCCACACCAUCGACGUUGCAAUCGCAACCGCAGCCCACCUACACGAUUCAACCAACGGCGCACACCGCCAGGAUCACCGUGCACGCGGUCAACAGCGUCUCCAAGGUGGAUAUCACGUCUGACAUAAUAUCACCCAUGUCGCCCGAGCCUCUGGUCGCGGACGACGACACGCCGAAACACAACAAGAAGGAUAAGUCCAAAUCGGACAAGUCCAAGUAUCACCUGAUCAACGAGAAUCACGGCGACAUCGUCAACGUGAAGACGUCUCACAAGACCAAAUCGGUGAUUCACAAGAAGACACCGAAAGGAAAGAAGAGCAGCGCCGCGACCGCUGGUUUCAGCAACAUGAGCUUCGAGGACUUUCCGAGCGACGAGAACGAGGAGAGACAAGCGGGACGGACGAAGGCGGCACCGUUUGAGGUAAUACGCGAAGUGUCGGAGAAGCGAUUUGGAUCGUUGAAGAGGCGAAGCAAUCUCUUCACUUGAAACAAGGUGGUUUUUGUUAAGCAUUAGGUAACACAAAGUUAUGAACAUGCAGGAAUAGCCGACUCACUCGCAAAUCGUACACAGAGAGAUGUAUUAGAUAUGUCUCUCAAUGAAAUGAAGUUCAAUGAGCUGAUGGAGAUAACACACAGCUAGAAUAGUGGGGACAAAAAACAAGCCCCCAGUAUCAAGUUAACAUACUCCUCUGCAAAUACCUCUUUAUACACUGUAUGAGCCCGCUAAUGUCGAAGGAAACACAGCAGCCUUGCUGCUGGACAUUGGCUUGGGCUAUUUUUCCACUCUCUUUAUUACUUCUUUUAUGAUGCUUGACGAUAGCUGACGAAGAAGAUUCGUUUCAGCGACUAGUGAGCCACGAACGACGACUAACAAUAAGAGAAAAUCUCGUGAUUGUGGACACACACUAAUUACCCGGCGAAACAUCCGCAGUUUUUCUGAACGAUUAGAAUUUUAUUGUAUGAAAAUACGCACAUGUGUUAAUAUCAUACAAAAUAUUAAUCUCGUUCAAAAAACAAGUAAAAUCUCUCAACCGGAAAUCUAAUGAUACAGGUUGUGCCGUAACAUGUUACGAUUUGCCUUUCGAUUUUGAUUAUCAGUUUGUCAACAGAGUGAAAUUCCGAGUGAUAGUCCGUUUUGCAUUACUUGUUUUCUUUAUGAAAUACGCGUUUGUAAAAAAAUGUAAUAUAAAGAGAUGCAUAAUUUAUUUAAAAUAA
Pseudomyrmex gracilis is the source of this 5406-nucleotide messenger RNA. RefSeq lists its product as uncharacterized. NCBI's taxonomy places the organism in Eukaryota, Metazoa, Arthropoda, Insecta, Hymenoptera, Formicidae. The coding region runs from base 299 to 4678 and encodes 1459 amino acids. Gene Ontology annotation, biological process: protein phosphorylation. The transcript has 15 exons. The record is from RefSeq and is a predicted model, not a curated record. Gene Ontology annotation, molecular function: ATP binding; protein kinase activity.